Messenger RNA from Cryptococcus amylolentus CBS 6039, 4837 nucleotides. RefSeq lists its product as hypothetical. Gene Ontology annotation, molecular function: protein binding. The transcript has 2 exons. The record is from RefSeq and is a predicted model, not a curated record. Lineage: Eukaryota; Fungi; Basidiomycota; Tremellomycetes; Tremellales; Cryptococcaceae. The coding region runs from base 1 to 4656 and encodes 1551 amino acids.
AUGGACGCCCCCAUUGACGACCCCGUGUCGCUCCUCCUCAACAUUGCCCACUCCCACGACCUGCCGCAGCAACCGCCUGUCGAGCAUGUCGCCCCUGAAGAAACGCACCCGCAGGAGCAGCAGCAGGAGGUGAUGCGUGAGCAAGUGCACGAGGGCAGAGAUGGAGAUGCAGAUGGGGAUGUGUCGAUGGACGUCCCUUCUCCCCACGGCCAAAAACGCCAACGCCCCUCCCCCCCGCCCCCACCGACAGAAGCACAACCCCAACCCCUACACUACCUCGGCCUCGACAACACCCUCAUCCGCUGCAUCUGCGGCUUCCCCGAAGACGACGGCUUCACCAUCCAAUGCGACCUCUGCGGCGCCUGGGAGCACGGCUUCUGCGUCGGCUUUGCCCACCCCGACGACGCGCCGGAAAGGUAUUUGUGUGAGAUUUGUGAUUUCAGGGAGGUGGAUCGGGGGAAGGCGAGGGAGGGGCAGUUGAGGAUGAUUGAGAUGGCGAAGGGGGCGAGGCUUGCUGGGGUGGGGGGAGGGGGAGGGGGAGGGGGGGAGAAGCCGAGGAGUAGGGGGAAGGGGAGGAAGAGGGAGGAGGAUGACGAGAUGUUGCCCCCCGCGAAACCUAAACGAGGGCGCCAACAAUCAGGCCGGCGCAAAACCCAAACAGCCGAGUCCACCCCGGCCCCUGCUCCCUCUCUCCCCGCCGCCAGACCCCCGUCGAGGCAGAGGGACGAACCCGAAGACGACGAUUAUUUCAAACUCUCCCCGUGGUCGAUGGAGUAUAUCCCCAUACAGGAGAGCGUGCUCCGGGGGGUGGGUGUGAGGCGGGCGUUGAGGGAGGUGUAUGAAGAAUGGCUGCUCGACCCCGCCCCGCCCGAACCCAAAGGCAGGGCCAAACCGCGCAAAGACCAAACCCAUCUUCCAUCCCCCACCGAACCCCCCCUCCCGCUCUCCCCUUCCCCUUCCCCCUCAGUCUACCCCACCCCCUCAUUCGAUACCCUCGCCCCGCCCCUCCCGCCGGUGUACCUCUCAUCCCUCACCCCUCCAGGGGGGGUCAAACUCCAAGUCACCCCCAUCCCUUUACCGAAGAAAUCCUUCCUCCCCCCGUCUUACGCGCCGCAUUUGUCUAUGCCUUCCUUGUACACCCACCCAACGCUAUACGGCCUCUUCCCUUCCCCCUCCUCCGCGCCUAUCAAAAAAGGCACCUUUCUAGGCGAAUACGUGGCGGAGGUGAGGGAGGGGGGGCGGUAUAGGCGGGAUAAAGUGAAUCAGUAUGCGUUGUUGGGGACUGGCAAGCCGGGUGUGAGGGGGGUGGGCCCGCCGGUGGAUCUUGUGCUUGAUGCCCGGGCUUAUGGGGGGGAGAUGCGGUUUGUUAGGUCGAGUUGUAGGCCGAAUGCGGUGCUGAGGGUUGUCAUUCAUCAACCUGCUGGCAAGGGGAAGGGGAAGAAGGAGGGGAAGGAGGGGGAGGGGGAAGGGAAGGUGACGUUUGGCAUCUUUGCGAGCCAAGAUAUCGGCAAGAAAGAAGAGAUCACCCUAGGCUGGGAAUGGGACGAUGCCCACCUAGUCCACUUUCUCCCUUCUCUCCACCCCACCAUCCUCCCAGACAACCGUCCCGGGAUCCCCCUCGCCCUAUACCCUUUAGAGUACCCAUCAACUCCUUUUCUUGAGGGGGUGAGGAGGUUGGGGGAGGGGGAGAGGGAAGAGGUAGGGAGGCGGUUUGGGGUUUUGUUGGCGGGGUUGGGAGGGGUUUUUGCGGGGUGUGGGUGUGUUUCUGGAGGAAAAGGAGGGGGAGGGGGAGGGGGGUGUGUGGUAGAGCAGAUGAUGGAGGUUUGGAAGAUUGUGAGGGGGAAGAGUGAGCUUGUCUUGCCGGAGCCGCCUGUUCGUGGUUCUGGUGUCAAAGAGAAGGGGGAGGGGGAUGUGGUUAUGGGCGAACGCGUACCUGGUCAGAACAUCACGUCAGACCGUGCCGACGACCCUUCGGCUCCCGACCAUCCCGACCUCCACCCCGAAAAAGAACAAGAACAAGAACAAGAACCAGAAAGAGAAGAAGCCGAACACCAACCGCAACUGGCCAACCUCGGUCCCCUGAUAGGCGCCGUAAGAGGCUGGAGAAGGAAAGAACUUGAAGUGGAGAGUGUGAGGCGGUGGAGGGGUGUUGUCAAGGCUUCGGGGUUGGGCUUGGGCUUGGGCGGGGUGGAGGUGGAGGGGGGGCUGGUUGAGAGGGAGAGUGAGGUGGAUGAUGUGCGGAUGGGGGAUGUUGAGGAGAAGGGGAUUGUGGAGCAAGACAAAGAGAAUGAGAAGGAGAAAGAGGAGAAAGGUCAACUCGGCUUUCAUUCACCUUCGUCACAGCCGUCGACCCACUCGCCUUCGCCCUCGCUCUCACCCGCGCCGCCGCCGACAAAGAGGAAAUCUGUCUCUCCGAAAAACAAGACAUCGCUCCCUUUACCGCCGCCGCCGCCGCUGCCGCCGAGCUCGAGUCUGUCGCCUGCCUCGUCUCGUCAUUCGCUCUCACCGGCUCCGCCCCGUGCAACGGCACCGCUCAAGGGUGUUGAGAAAGAAGAUGGGGAGAGCGAGCUGUCGAACCCUACCGACGUUGAUUCGUCCGACCACGAGCAAGGGGAUGGGGAGGAAGAAGAUGAAGGAGGGUUGUCGGAUGCCACGACGAUUACGCUUCCUCGGUCUGCGAUGUCUUCUUCCGACGAUGAUGACGAGUCGGAGGAGGAGGGUGGGGAUGGGGAUGAAGAUGCUGUGAUGGCAAAUCCCGAAGCCGAGCCGCAAUCGACCCCGGCUUUACCGAAGAGUAAGGUUAAGAGGAGGAUCGAGUCUUCGCCUGCUCCUGAGCCGAGACGCAAAGCUGUGACCAAGCAGGGUGUGAAGGAGAGGGCAAAGGAGAAGGCAAAGAUCAAGAAGAACGAUCCAUUCCCAUUCGACCCCGCCCCCGCCCGCACGCCCAAGACCGAGCUCAAGGCCAAGCCCAAGUCUGUUGGCAGACCGAAAUCCCGGCUCGCCUCUGUCGCAUCCACAUCAACCUCUGCGUCCAAUUCCAAACCUGCUUCUACCGCGUCCGCGUCUGCGGGAGUGGCCAAAAAGCUUGGAAAGAAGAGGCAGAAGCGUAUUGUGUCGAGUGAUGAGGAGUCUUCGGCUGAGGAGGAGGAGAGGGGGAGGGUGGAGAAGAGGAGGAAGGGGAAGGUCAGCCGGGAGAGGGAGAGGGAAGGGAGAGGGGGUGUUACGCCGCCUUUGCCUCCGGCCACGGUGGCGUCAGGUGCGAGGGCGUUGGAUGGGCUUUUCAGGGACCAUACCCCGCCCCCGCCUGCUCCCGCUCCCACUCAGCCAGAGCCCGAGAAACAACCGGAACCAGAACCCGAAUCCGAACAGGUCAAGGAACCCACGCCUCCACCUCCGGCACCUCCGGCGCCGGUCGAACCGCCAAAGAAGGUCAGCUUGAGCGAGUAUCUCAAGACGCACAAGUUUAGGAAAGAGUCGCAACCUUCUUCUUCCGGGCCUUCUUCUUCUUCUUUGGUCUCUGCGCCCGAGGCUGCACCCUCGCCCACGAACGCUGGGACGGGUUCGACAGCAGACUCGGAACGUGAGAGAGCGAGUGCCUUGGAGAGUGUCAAGAAUGAACAAAGGGACAAGGUGGAUGUGCCAAUGCCCAUGGCGGCUCAUCAGCCUACCUCGAGUCCCAUGACGAGUCUGCCAGCAUCGACGCUAAACCUGCUCGAACACCUUCCUUCCUUCCGCAAUCUCCCAGCCCCUGCUCCAGCCGCAACUCCGGCUCAAGCUUCAGCCGCCGCUAUGCCCGCUCCGAUUUCGACCACCUUCCCAGCACCGGCGGCCGCUGCGGGUCAAACACCAGUCACCCCAGCUCCCAAUACGCCUGCGGGAGGGUUGGGGUUGGGGGGAGGGGCGAGUACGAGUUAUGUUCCCCGUGGUCCGGCGCGUACGCCGUUGCAGGCGAAUGCGCCUCUACAAGACUUUUCCGCGCCCUCCCACCCUGCGCUCACGCCCGCUGGCCCUGGGGCUGGGGCUGGGGCGGGUAGGGCUAGUAUGUCUUAUACGCCAAGACAGGUGUCGGGCGAGCGGGAAAAGUCGCCUGGUUUGCCGGGUCUUGGGAACUAUAGUAGAAAGUUUGAAAGUACGCCCAGCUAUGUGCCGAGGAGGGAGAGGGAAGAGUGGGGUUCGAGGGAGAGGUCGCCUGUGAGGGAGAGGGAGAGGGAGAGCUGGCAGUACCGAGAUUCACUCCCCCACCAAACUCCCUCCUCUUCCACGUCCGCCAACGUCUCCAUCUCCACCCCCGUUUCUGCAGCUCAGAUAGCAAACCCAGCCAACGACCGUCUCCCCCCACCUCUGACCACCCGAGAUCUUCCCCCACACGCGUCUGCAAACACGCCCUCAAGGUCGACCAUGGCGGGAUUGGGGCUGGGGAGGGUACCGCCGAUGGGGCCGAAAGUGCCGCCCACGGGGCCUAGGAGUGUUUCUGGUGGUUCGACUGGGGGCGGAAUUGGACCCGGGCAUGGACUUGGGCAGGGGUUGGGGCAGGGGCAGGGGCUUGGGGGGAUGGAUAGUGCUAGAGGAGGAUUUGGGAGAGGUGGUUAUAGGGGCUUUGCGCCGAGGGGUUGGAGAGGCCGGGGUGGGUUCAGGGGACGGGGACGAGGAGGUUAGCUUUAGCUUUGCGUAUAGUCGAUACUUGAUAGGGAUGAGGGUUUGAUUUUUGGUAGAGGGAAUGGUUUUUCGGUUUAGUCUUUUCGUAUUUUGAUCAUUUAUUUGCGUUGGAGGUGCUCCCAUAUCGAGGUUGCUGUAACAUGUUCAUCACACUCCCAUGAAAUGUACAUAUGGUAUUAGG